Didymodactylos carnosus is the source of this 564-nucleotide messenger RNA. The record is from the annotation of a GenBank genome assembly. NCBI's taxonomy places the organism in Eukaryota, Metazoa, Rotifera, Eurotatoria, Philodinida, Philodinidae.
AUGACAAUUCAUUCCUUUCUGAGUGAUGGACGAAACCAAAAGACUAAAUCCAAACUCAUGAAUCGACCGGGACAUAUGAAGCUCGAGAAUGCAUGGCGCUUUGUCGAGUACAUCAUUCUGGAUGAAAUGUCAAUGGUUGGACUUAGUCUAUUGGCUCGAUUAAACAAGCUUGUUGCAACGGCAAAACACUGCGAUCCUAUGACAGCGAUGGGUGGUAUCAACAUCAUCUUCUUCGGUGACUACAAUCAAAACUCACCUGUGUUCGAUAAACCUCUGUACCAUGACUUUGUGGAAACGACGAACGGUAAUGUGAGAAACAAUACGAAACUACCUUCUGAAAAUGAAAUUCAGCAAAGAAGUGCUCGAGCAUUGACUCUACAGAUUAAUUGUGUUGUUGUGCUUGAACAACAAAUGAGAACAAACGAUUUGGCUUACCAACUAUUAUUGAAUAGAGUGCGCAAUGGUGAAGGCACAAGUGAAGACUGGCUUUUGCUUCGAACACGCGUUAUUGGCUUAGGACUGCGCAUAUCUCUCAAUGAUCCGCCAUGGAACGAGGUACAUUAA